Messenger RNA from Prunus mume (Japanese apricot), 906 nucleotides. RefSeq lists its product as uncharacterized. NCBI's taxonomy places the organism in Eukaryota, Viridiplantae, Streptophyta, Magnoliopsida, Rosales, Rosaceae. Gene Ontology annotation, cellular component: DRM complex. Gene Ontology annotation, biological process: regulation of DNA-templated transcription. The record is from RefSeq and is a predicted model, not a curated record.
AGCCAGGACCUUAGGAUCCUCUUAGCCAAAUUAGUUGUUCUGAUCCCUCAAAUGGUGAGCUCUAACCUCAACAACAAUGCACUGGGAAACAGUGUGGUUGGUUCAUCUGUGUGCCAUAAGCAAUCAACACUACCGAUGAAAAAGGUAGCAUUGAGAGAUGUACAGAAUGAUAAUAGGAGCUUUAUGCCAAAUUAUCCUGAGAAUUUGUUUCUAGGACGACCAGUCGCGGAUCCCAUUAAGGUUUUGGGAACUAAGAUACUCAACCCUGAGUUGCCACGGAGCCCACCUUGUCACCAAUUCACGAGCAUCAGCAGUGCAAGUGAUCAGCUCAUGCAUGGCGGUGGUGCGAGGAAGUUAGAGUCAGCACUAGGCAAGCGAAGAGUUCAAGGUGCGACAGAACAAAAUACUUACUCUCUCAAUUUCAAACGAUAUUGUUCGCAAAAGCAGCAAGAUCUACCUAGAGACAGAACCAAGAAGCAGGAACAUGAGACAUCUGCGUUUGCACCAAUGCCUUCGGCUUCUCCGGUUAAAUUUUCACCUGGUAAACCACCAGUUCCAAUUUUUCUUGGAAAGCCCAGUAAUGGUUUGCCAGCUGCUCAUUCCAGGCACCUUAGAUUCACUCCUGAAUCUCUGGUUCCUCACUUGGUUGGUUCUGAGAAGAACCAUGAUGAGAAAAGGACAGAAGGGUUUCUACAUUUGCAGAACCUCUUGAAGCAAUUUGAUGAUUCUGAUCAGAGAGAUUACAUCCAGACGCUUCGUUAUUUAUCGCCAUCUGAGCUUAGCAGACAUGCCGUUGAGCUAGAGAAAAGAUCAAUGCAGCUAUCAGUUGAGGAAGCAAAAGAGAUCCAAAGGAUGAUGGCUCUAAAUAUAUUGGGGAAGUCUUCAAUGACAAGCAAUUUUUUAUAG